CCUUCUCCUGUAUCGCCUCCUUUCUUUAACGCCACUCUCUCUAUUUCUGGCCCAACCUGUUCCUCCUCUCUUAUUGCUCUCUCAAACCAUUCGUACCAUCCAACUUUUAUUCUUCUUUCGAUGUUUUUUUCGCUAAACCCUAAUCUUUCAUAAAGCCUAUCUGCACUGCAUCACUCCCUAUACUUUUCAUUCACUCUACAGUUCCCAUUUCAAUUUCCAACCUUCUUUUCUCUUUCCUGUUCAACUACUGCCAUGCUAGAGCCUGGUGCUGCUGCUGCUGCUGGUGGUGGUGGUGAACGUCAUUCAGAGGCCAGUUCGGAGACUCUCAAUUCUUCCAUGCUUGGAAGCUCCAUGAGCAGCGAGAGUAUUUGCAGCACCAGUUUCAGCCGUCUUUCCUUCGAUCUCCUCCCGCCCUCGCCGGAGAGUCUCUCCCUUAAGCCUCACCGCUCCUCCGACUUCGCCUACUCCGCCAUUCGCUCCGCCGCCUUCUGCCGCAAGGCCGCCCUCACCUUCCGCGACUUCCACCUCCUCCGUCGCAUCGGCUCCGGCGACAUCGGCACCGUCUACCUCUGCCGCCUCCGAAACCGUCAAUUCAACAGCCCCGUAGAGGACGAGGAGGAUGAGGCGUGCUGUUUGUACGCGAUGAAGGUGGUGGACAAAGACGCAGUGGCAUUGAAGAAGAAGUCGCAGAGAGCGGAAAUGGAGAGAAAAAUCCUGAAGAUGCUGGACCAUCCGUUCCUUCCUACUCUCUACGCGGAGUUCGAAGCCUCUCAUUUCUCUUGCAUCGUCAUGGAGUUUUGCUCCGGUGGAGACCUUCACUCGCUGCGCUUCAAGCACCCUCACAACCGUCUCCCUCUCUCCUCCGCCAGAUUUUAUGCCGCGGAGGUGCUGGUGGCGUUGGAGUACUUACACAUGCUGGGAAUCAUAUACAGAGAUUUAAAGCCCGAAAACGUGUUGGUCAGAUCAGACGGUCACAUCAUGCUCUCUGAUUUCGAUCUCUCUCUUUGCUCGGAUGCAAUCCCAGCCGUUGAAUCUUCAGAUCCCUUACACAAUCCAUCGCCAAAUGCAUUACCUCAUCACACUCAUACUUACACUCGCACUCCCCCUCCCACUCGCUCGCAUUCUUUUAUCAGUCCAUUCUCCUGCUUCUCCAAACGGGGUUUCCGGUCUCGUGACAUGCGACUCGUCGAACCGAACCGGCUCUUCGUGGCCGAACCGGUUUCGGCCCGCUCCUGCUCCUUCGUCGGAACCCACGAGUACGUCUCGCCAGAGGUUGCCUCCGGCAAGUCGCACGGUAACGCCGUUGACUGGUGGUCGUUUGGGGUGUUUAUCUACGAGCUUAUAUACGGUCGCACGCCGUACGCAGGUCCAUCGAAGGAGGCUACGCUUCGGAAUAUCGUGAAGAAGCCCCUGGCGUUCCCCACUGCCACGCCCGCAAGCUGUCUUGAACUCCACGCGCGAGAUUUGAUAUCCGGCUUGCUGAACAAAGACCCGGCGCGUCGACUCGGAUCGAAGCGUGGCGCAGCUGACGUCAAGAAGCACCCCUUCUUCAAAGGGCUGAACCUGGCGCUGAUUCGCAUGCAGACGCCGCCCCUAGUGCCUGGCUCGAGAAGGACCAAAACGACGUCGAUGUACCCUACGAAGGGUAAAAGUAACCGCAACCAUGAUAAACAGCAGGAGACGGCGUCGUUUGAUUUUUUCUUCUGAAAAUAAGUAAAAAUAAAAAUGCGGUCCUAUUUUGAUUAGUUUUAAAAGCUCAACUUGGCUCUCUAUUUCCUCUUAUAGAAAGGUUUCUGGAGACAGUGUUGGAAAAUGGUUGGAGAAUUCUAAAUGAAGAAGAUUCGUUGCUUAA
Vigna unguiculata (cowpea) is the source of this 1852-nucleotide messenger RNA. RefSeq names its product protein kinase PINOID-like. Gene Ontology annotation, molecular function: protein kinase activity; ATP binding. Gene Ontology annotation, biological process: protein phosphorylation. The record is from RefSeq and is a predicted model, not a curated record. Lineage: Eukaryota; Viridiplantae; Streptophyta; Magnoliopsida; Fabales; Fabaceae.